Lactuca sativa (garden lettuce) is the source of this 570-nucleotide messenger RNA. The record is from RefSeq and is a predicted model, not a curated record. Lineage: Eukaryota; Viridiplantae; Streptophyta; Magnoliopsida; Asterales; Asteraceae.
CACUAAUUUUCAUAUCCCUCUUCCAUAUAUUUCAUUUUGUAUAAACACGUGGAAAUGGCUCCAAGAGCUUUCCUUCUUCUUACUCUAGCUUUUGCUGUUGUCCUUCUCAUUACCUCUAAAAUGGCUGCAGCUACGGAGUUGGCUGAAAACACUGAUAGUGAGUAUAAGGCCGGUGGACAUGGAGAACACAGCAUAAGUCGUGGAAUUCCAGGACAUGACAAAGGUGGUAAGGAUAAAUAUAAUGUUGGACAUAAAGGUUGCAUGUAUGGUUGUUGUACCGGUAAAUCUCACCGUGCUAUAGGAGGUUGCAAGUGUUGCAAGACGUUUGCGGAGGCAACUGCUUACAAACAAACUCAAAACUAAUGGAAACAUCGAGAAAGAACCAUCUUUUCAGUCAUAUACUAAAAAGAUGUUUCACAAUGAAAUUAUGCAUUAUGUAGUGCUUAUAUGUAAAACAAAUAAUUAGCACAACUUCUUUCGAUGGAAGUAUGCACUUAAUAUGUACUGUAAAAUAAGAGAUUUUUGAACUCUUAUGUCCAAAAAUAUAUCGUUUUCAGUGCCUUGUUUUAA